Messenger RNA from Anarrhichthys ocellatus (wolf-eel), 1506 nucleotides. RefSeq names its product solute carrier family 2 member 11, like (gene slc2a11l). Gene Ontology annotation, biological process: dehydroascorbic acid transport. Lineage: Eukaryota; Metazoa; Chordata; Actinopteri; Perciformes; Anarhichadidae. The transcript has 12 exons. Bases 97 to 1506 code for a protein of 469 amino acids. The record is from RefSeq and is a predicted model, not a curated record. Gene Ontology annotation, molecular function: D-glucose transmembrane transporter activity. Gene Ontology annotation, cellular component: plasma membrane.
UACUUAUCACUCCUGGUAGACAGCCCCAUCUUAAUUGCUGCCAUUUUUGUCACUGGCAUUGGUGGGACAUUUCAAUAUGGAUUCUGUGUAUCUGUGAUGACCUCCCCCUCUGCUUUUAUAAAGGAGCUGGUGAACCAAACAUGUCUACAGAGAUACAGUGUCUCCUUGGACCAGUGGCAGCUCUCUCUCAUCUGGUCCUUCACCGUGUCCAUUUUCUGCAUCGGGGGCUUAGCGGGGUCGCUGGUGUCUGGUCAGCUUAUCUCAAAAUUUGGCAGAAAGCAAACCCUUUUGUUUGGCAAUUUUGUGUCUAUAAUUGGAGCUGUGUUGAUGCUCUUGAGCCAAAGAGCCAUGUCGUUUGAGAUGAUCAUUGUGGGACGAUUUCUCUAUGGCAUCAAUUCAGGAGUCAAUCUUGCAGCUCACACCAUGUACCUUAUUGAAUGCGCCCCCAAGAACCUGCGAGGGAUGGUGGGCGUGACCCCCGCUACCUUCCUCUCCUUGGGGAAGUUCAGUGGUCAGCUGCUGGGGAUCAGUGAGUUGCUUGGUACACGGGAGAGGUGGCCCUGGCUGCUUGCAUUCAAUGGUAUUGCAGCGUUACUCCAGCUCGCCACCCUGCCCUUCCUGCCAGAGUCUCCCAGCUUUCUGCUGCUGAACAGAGGGGACCGCCUUGCCUGCGAGAAAGCUCUGAGGAAGCUAUGGGGCAAAAUUGACUACAGCGGGGCUGUGGAGGAGAUGUUGGUGGAGAAGGCUGCCUUGCAGAGCGUUCGCAGCCACUCAGUGAUGGAGCUGAUUCAGAACCAAGCACUCCGCUGGCAGGUCCUCACCAUCAUCGUUCUCUUUGUCACAUUUCAGCUCAGUGGCAUCAGCAGUGUGUACUUUUAUUCCUUUGAUGUGUUUCGUGAGGCAGGAAUCCCAGAACACCAUUUACGUUACGCCAACAUGGGAAUAGGGCUGUGUGAGCUGGCCACCUCUGCAGUCUGUUUCAUGAUCGUCGAGAAUACAGGCAAGAAAGUCCUGCUGUUAAGAGGAUUCAUGGGAAUGUCUGCAACACUGAUCCUCCUCACCGUCACUCUGAACCUGCAAAGUCAGUUUUCCUGGAUGCCGUACUGCAGCAUGGUCCUUAUUUUCUUGUUUGUUUUCUUUUUUGCCGGGGGACCAGCUGGAGUAUCAGCUCCUCUUCCAUCUGAAAUGUUAACUCAGUCGUUCAAAUCGGCUGGAAACACCUUGGCCUGCAUUAUUGUCUGGACACUCAUGUUUUUGAUGGGGAUACUUUUCCCUUUCUUAGUGGAGAAACUGCAAUACUUUUGUUUUCUCAUAUUCCUGUUUUUCUGCGCCACCUGUGCGCUGUACGUGAAGUUUAACGUCCCUGAGACCAAGAAUCUGACAGCGCUGGAGAUUGCUGUGGAGUUUCAGAGGAUGCACUGCAAAUCUGGAGGAGAGAGAUCGCAGAGCAAAAUAUCCGCUGAACAGAAACUCGACGGAAACCGAACAGACGACACUAAACUGUGA